UUUUAUUGUGUUUUGGUACCUUAUUUUAUGUUUCUAUUUUUCCACCAAUCAAGUAUUGUUUAUUGUCGGACUUAGGAACUAUGAAACGUGAUGAGAGCUGUAUAAUAAAGGGUCUCAGGCGCGCAGAUCCAACAAGGUUGAACCAUAUCCAUUCUUAGCUUCUUCCACAAGCAGAAACGAUGGGAGGUCCGGACCCGGGACGGCAUGAGCGCAAAACAUUCAGGAAAAGAAGCGGCACCUUGCUAGGCAAGGCACAUGAGCUUGCGGCCCUUUCCGGGGCAAAUGUCUACGUUAUAAUCGAUCAUCCGCGCGCUACAGUGGAGUAUAAUUCUGUCGGAAACAGGAACUGGCUUCCAUCUGAUGAAAAUCUUGAGAGCAUAUACCCCAGUCUACAGCGGCUAUCCUUUGCCGACAUGGAGAAGGCAAGGGGAAAUUCCAAUGGAGAAGAGUUAACACAGUUGCUCCAAUACAUUGAGUACAGGUCUGAACUGCUUCAGUCACUCGGUCAACAAAUGCAAGAAGGGCAAAGUUCUCCAACGGCGGGUACACCUUACCAUAUCCCUGAGCGCAACAGCGAUCGAUUCUGCGAUAAAUAGGCUCCACUGCUCGGCGACUCUAUUAGGUGUCGCAGCUUAGUCAUGGCCGUGGUGUUUUGGAAAUAGGGAACAUGAGAAGCUAGCGGGUAGUUCGCAGGAAUAUAU
Molecule: messenger RNA, 701 nt
Organism: Aspergillus pseudotamarii
Lineage: Eukaryota; Fungi; Ascomycota; Eurotiomycetes; Eurotiales; Aspergillaceae
Exons: 3
Molecular function (GO): DNA binding; protein dimerization activity
Source: RefSeq, a predicted model, not a curated record